CAAAGAUCUCAAACAUGGUGACGGCUAAACCCGGAGUUGCCGCCAUGGUGGCUGCGGCCUUGUUCUUUAGUGCAUUUUACAACGUGUCUGCGCAGGGACCGGUUCCGGGACCGGCACAGGCUGAGGCACCGUCAGGGCUUGGGGAGGGACCGGCUCCAUCAGCAACUGCUGGGUGCUUCGACGUCCUGCUGAACAUGUCUGACUGUCUAACGUACGUGGAGGAUGGAAGCAAGACGACAAAGCCGGACAAAGGUUGCUGCCCUGAGCUGGCUGGGUUGGUGGAUAGCAACCCAAUCUGCCUCUGCCAACUGCUUGCGACCAACACCACCGCAAGCUUCGGGAUCAAGAUUAAUCUCAAAAGGGCUCUCAAUCUUCCUUCUGUUUGCGGUGUUCCAACCCCUCCUGUAAGCACGUGCUCAGUUGCGGGAAUAGACGUGCCCCCUAUUGGUGCUCCAACUUCGACUGAGGAUUCUGCCACACCAGGGGCCCAACCUCCAGGAGCCCCGUCAACCGGAAACAAUGGCAAUGGAGCUUCAAGCAUCUUAGGAUCUGCUAUACCUUUUACUGUUGGCUUAGUGAUUGCCUUUCUUCCAACGCUGUUCUGAUCUUAUAUUUAUGUGACUCAAUUGCAUUUUUAGACGUUGUACCCAGAUUUAUUUAAUAGACAUGUGUUAUAAUUACAGUUCAUCUUUUGUCUACUAGCAAAUAAAAUAACAGAGAACUUCCAAUUUAUUCUUGAAAACUGGAGAUUUAAUUUUGUAA
Molecule: messenger RNA, 762 nt
Organism: Juglans microcarpa x Juglans regia
Lineage: Eukaryota; Viridiplantae; Streptophyta; Magnoliopsida; Fagales; Juglandaceae
Product: non-specific lipid transfer protein GPI-anchored 2-like
Exons: 3
Coding region: 15-605 (196 amino acids)
Biological process (GO): lipid transport
Molecular function (GO): lipid binding
Source: RefSeq, a predicted model, not a curated record